UAUAGUCGGUGGUCCCGUUCCUUCCCGCCGCUCCCCAGCCCUCGCGGCGAUCUCUCCUCUCUGGCGCUUUAUUCGCGUCACGUCGCGUCGCGCCGCGUCGCGUAUGGGUAGUUAGACCCCACGCGAGACUCUCAGACAGCCAGCACUUCCGCCUCGCCUUCGCCUUCGCCUUCGCAUUCGCCCGCCGUGACUUUCGAAGAUCUCCGCCUGUCCUUCCUCCCCCCGCCCGCCGUGUCUUCAGAAGAUCCGCCGUGCCUUUCCCCCGCGCCCGACCGCUCACCGCGUCUCACCUCUGAGCUUGAAGCGGUCGUCAGAAACACCCUGUCGUCAGACAUACUCGGCAUAGCAUCAUCAGUUUCGAAGUUAGGCUCAAGAAAAGCAAAGACAUGACCCCCCCCGCGCGCCCGUCCGUUCGCCUCGUCUCGUUUCUCAGCGUUUGAUCCCUCCGACUCGCGUCAGGGUGUGCCACUCUCGAUUACCGCAACUUCGCUCCCGCCACACCCGCUACUGUCACAUUGCUGCCCAUCCUUUCCGCUCAAUUACGUCACAAUGGCGGCGACUAUGGCGAAUCGGCACUCGUCCUCUCGUAGCGCGUCGUCCCCACUCCUCCUCCUCGCCCUCCUCGCCGCGACUACCGCCCUCCAUGCCCCCCCGACUCUCGCGCAAUCCCCGCCGUCGCCAAUCCCGUCUGUAACCACUACCCCCGCCGCCGCCGCCCCUUCCGCUCCGCUCAUCCCCCCCGCUUCCGCUCCCCCCGCCUCCUCUUCCCCUGCCCCCUCUUCCCCCGCCUCCGGUCCGCCCGCCGCCGCCGGCGCAUGCCCCUUGACGGGCAAGCUUCCGCAAAAGCCCGCGGUGGUGACGUACCGGUGCCCCGCCGCUGCUGAGCUGUCGUGCUGUGAUUCGUGCGUGGAUCUUAAGUUGGGACUUAUGCUUGUCGCGUCGACUCUGGGCGAUCUUGUGACGGCUAUCGACCCCGGUCUGGUGGAGUUGGUUAAUGCGAGUAUGAAGACGUGCGAUAUGCUUGCGGGGCAGGUCACAUGCGCCCAAGCAUUGGAGGACCUCAUCUGCGCUUCGCAGUGCAACCCCGGCGCGUGGAGAUACAUCAAGACCGUCGGUGCCGGCGCUGCUGCCGCCCCCACCAUGACUGUGUGCCCUGCCUUCGCCACUACAGUGUUCAAGAGCUGCCGGAGAUUGUCAUGUAGGCAACUCACACAUGGGUGAGAUCACAAUGCCUGCUCUGCAUUGUGCCCAGUGCAACCCACCAUGACUGUGUGCCCUGCCUUCGCCCAUAAAGUGUUCAACAGCUGCCAGCGAUUGUUAGGCACGUCAGAUGUAUGGUUAUGUUGAAAGGUCCUCUCUUCUCUCCGCGUCUGUGCAUCCAUCUUUCCUCUCUCCCCCCUCUCACCCUUCCAGUGGGCGACGGCUUGAGCCUGACGGCCAUCAUUCCAGAGUCCAGGCGCUGCUGGUGUUGUUGGUGAAAGGACGUCCCUUGAUCUAUCUUGUUUGUUGCGCCUGCCUCUCCAGUGGGCGAAGGCUUGGACCUGACAACCAUCAUUCCAGAUGCUGCUGAUGUUGUUGGUGAAAGGACUGCCCUUGAUGUAUCUUUUAUGUUGCGUCUGUGCGUCUGUCCUUCCUCUCUCUCCCCCGCCUCUCGCCUCUCCAGUGGGCGAAGGCUUGGGCCUGACAGCCAUCACUCCAGAAGCGGCCAGUUUUAUUAACGGACUUUCCUUGAUGUAUUUUGAGUCGACUCAAAAUACACCUUGAUGUAUCUUUUAUUCUUCUGUGCGUCCGUCUUUCUGCUCUCCCCCGCCUGCCUCUCCAGUGGGCGAAGGCUUGGACCUGACGGCCGUCAUUCCAGCGUCCAGACGCUGCUUCUGUUGUGAAAGGUCCUUCCUUGAUGUAUCACUUGUGUUGCGUCUGUGCGUCCGUCUCUUGGUGUAUCUUCUAUGUUGUGUCUGUGCAUCCAUCUUUCCUCUCUCCCCCCUCUCACCUCGCCAGUGGGCGAAGGCUUGGACCUGACAGCCAUCAUUCCAGAUGCUGCCGCUUUCAUCUCCAAGGUGGUGGGCAGCAUUGUGAAGGUGCUGGGAGUGAAGAAUUUCAAGGCUAAAAUCGGCAAGGCCGACUGUUUCAAAGGCACCCCCGUGACCGCACCCUACAUCGCCUGCUGCGACCCGCUCAUCGUGCCCCCCAUCUGCCCUGCCGGUGCAAUCGACACUGUUAAAUUCCGCACCAUCAUCAACCGAACAGUUGACCCUGUGGCUUGCCAGACCGGACCUUUUGGCCCGCCGGCCCCACCCCCCGCCCCUGUCCCAGCACUGUCCCUUGCGCCUGCUCCCGCUCCCCCGCCUGACUUUUCACCUGAACCCGCCCCUGCCCCUGCUCCUGCUCCCGCUGUUGACCUCUCCCCCUUGCCUCCUGUCCUUCUUGCUCCCCCUGUCCCCCCUGCUCCCCCCGCUCCCCCUAAUCCCCCUCCUUUCACUAUCCCCCCUGGCACUCCUUAUGCCGCUGCCGCUCCCUUACCCUCCCUCCUAAACUCCCCUCCCUCUCCUCCCUCUCCUCCCUCUCCUCCCUCUCCUCCUGCUCCUCCCGUUCCUCCCACUCCCUCCGCUCCUACUGUAGGUACCCAGGUUCCCCCCCCGCCGCCUGAAAGCAAGCCUGCCUUCCCCCCUGCAUCUGCUUACCCCAUAUCUCUUCUCUCCUACCCACUCUAUGCUGCUAUGGCCCUGCUGCUCGCACCUGGGCUGCUGCUAUAGCCAGCCCUCACCCUCUCUGGUCUGCUCUCUGCCAUCCUCCUGAAAGCAAGCCUGCCUCCCCUCCGGCAUCUACUUAACCCCUAUCUCUUCUCUCCUACCCACACUAUGCAGCUAUCGACCUGCUGCUGGCACCUGCUCUGCUGCUCUGGCACCUGCUCUGCUGCUCUUGCACCUGCUCUGCUGCUCUGGCACCUGCUCUUCUGCUCUGACCCCCUCUGCUCUGCUGAUCCAACCACCUCCGUCAACUCAGCUCUGCUCGCUCCCACUCCCUCUGCAAGGCGCACGUUAUCAGGGCAAUUACCUUGACUUUACUGAUAAUCCAAGGUAUUCUCAGAAGUAUCCUGUGUUUUCCAGGGCUCUUUGUAGGCCAGCCCUGACAAUAUCAGGGAGAUUUUUCUACUGACCGUCCUACUCUGGGAUGGUUUCGAGGGGACCCACCAGAUAUCCGGGUAGUCACCAGGGGGUGUAGGAUCAAUGGCCACACCACAUGGCAUUAUUUCUCUAAAUGUAGCUGUCAUAUCAAUGGCGACUUGACGAUAGCUUCCAAUCCAAUGUAGCAAACGAUAAUUCCUGCCACUCACCACCCUGCCGCCAAGUGGUCUUAUGAGUGCAUAGUGUUAGAGCGUGUUCCUACCAGCCACUUCCUAGGCAACCUUUGUC
Molecule: messenger RNA, 3413 nt
Organism: Closterium sp. NIES-67
Lineage: Eukaryota; Viridiplantae; Streptophyta; Zygnematophyceae; Desmidiales; Closteriaceae
Source: the annotation of a GenBank genome assembly